Molecule: messenger RNA, 1431 nt
Organism: Chiroxiphia lanceolata (lance-tailed manakin)
Lineage: Eukaryota; Metazoa; Chordata; Aves; Passeriformes; Pipridae
Exons: 7
Coding region: 12-710 (232 amino acids)
Source: RefSeq, a predicted model, not a curated record
UCAGCAGUAGGAUGAAGGUGGGUGAAAAGCAGGUGUAUGGGUGCUGGAGAGGAAACUUCGGCACAGGGACAUCAGAACAAAGCUCUCCUUCCCUGCACUGCCUGCCUUCAUUUACAACACGACUGGAAACCCCAAAUAUAUCUGCUUACAGAUUCAAAAGGAAGGCAAACUCUGGGAUUAGGUUAUCAGGCCAGCUCUCCUUCCAGAGGAGGCCAACAAGCACAGGGCUGAUGAUAUUUACACACAUUUUGUUUUGGAGCGAGCGAGGAAAAAUCCGAACGACACCAGGAUUUUUGGUUAACUUUCUCCAUUAUCUGGGUAAAUGCUGUUUGUGCCCCCUCAAAUGGCUCCCAGGAUCUCCUGAAGUUGGAAACACGAGCUCUGGGAGCUGCUGUCAAGCAUGUGGAGUGUCCUGGAGAGAUGGAUCACAACCAGCUCUGGAAUCCUCUCCUCUCUCCUUGGUGAGACUCAAACAUUUCCCUGACCUCAUCUUCCUGCCAGUGGAUUUACUAAUAAUCCUUUGCCUGUGGAAUGACAGGGUCCUGCUUCCCAGAUCCCAAGAGCUCCCUAAAAAAGAGGUGAGAGCAAACACAUGGAGCAGCUCAGAAUAUGGAAUGAUGCAGCUCACAGGAGCCUCAGAACUGCCCCACCACCUGCAGAAGGAUCCAUCCUGUCUAAGAUGUUACCCAAGCCUCCGAGCAGGAAAAUGAAUGAUGUAACUGGGGCAUGGAUGGGCUCAGUUCAGAUGGAGGGGACACACAGAGCCUGGGUCCUUCCAGCUGAAUCCCCUCUCUCAUGAUGGAAACUGGGAAGAAUAGAAGGAAAGAAAAAGCCAACAGUGAAAUAUCCCUUGAAAUAUUGUCCCAGCUGACAGCAAUUGCUGCCUCAGGGAUUUCUCAGCUCAGAGAUUAUAUAAAUGUUUCCAACAGCCCUUGAUGGAUUUACCUGUCACCGAGGCCCCCAGUUGCUGUUCUAACCCCUACAGACUUCUGGCAGGUGCAAUAUCUCGUGGUGAUGAGCUCCACCAUUCAAAAAUGUACCUCAUUUUGUUCAUUUUGAUAAUUGGGUUUGAUGUCGUUUUAUGAGAAACAGAGAACAGUCAUCCACUAUUCAUCUUGUCCCCAGCACUCCUGGUUUUAUAGAGCUCCAUUGUGUUCUUCCUCAGUCAUCUCUGUGUUCCAGGAAAGCGCCCCUUGAUUUAAUUAUCCUUUAGAUGGAAACUAUCCUGUAUCCAUCCUAGGUCUGUUCUAUCUUUCUAGAGCUGGACUGAUCAAAAGCAAACAGUGGUCAAAUUAAAAGUACAUCAUCGAUGUAUUCAGAGCUGCAAAGGUAUUUUCAAGGUCAUUCUCCACCUCUUCCAUUCUCUCUCCCCAAAUUCCCUGAUGUAUUUUUCACCUCUAACUGCUAUCAAAUACUGAUCCAGUGUUUUCA